Molecule: messenger RNA, 2156 nt
Organism: Spea bombifrons (plains spadefoot toad)
Lineage: Eukaryota; Metazoa; Chordata; Amphibia; Anura; Pelobatidae
Product: E3 ubiquitin/ISG15 ligase TRIM25-like
Exons: 6
Coding region: 121-2061 (646 amino acids)
Molecular function (GO): protein binding
Source: RefSeq, a predicted model, not a curated record
GAUCGGCCUCCCUCUUUUUGCUUCCAAUGCCCUCGCUAUACACCAGCACUCUGCUUGCUUUAUCCGCCUCCCUUUGGCACUCCCCUCCACUUGCUUUCAGUUUCGUUUAUUUAAUCUACGAUGGCGGAGGACAGGCAGUUGCUGCUCAGGCUGCAGCCCAAUGACCUGACCUGCUCUAUCUGUAUAAGCCACUAUACUUUCCCAACCACACUGCCAUGUGGGCAUACCUUCUGCAAAAACUGCAUUGAGAGAUACUGGCAAGAGAAAACCAGACUCAUCUGCCCAAUGUGCCAGACAUCAUUUGAAAAGAAGCCGGAGCUCAACAAGAACACAGACAUUGCCUCUCUACUGGAGAUUCUACGCAAACCAAAUAACAGGACCCACAAGGACUGCCAGUCCUGCACCGGCCGAGGAGCACUAAAACUGUGUUUACCAUGCAUGGCCCCUCUGUGCAAAGACCACCUCCUGCUCCACAGUGAGGAUACGCUAGGACAGCGACACCUGCUGGUGAAUCCGUUAACUGGCGGCUCCACCUGGCUGUGCAGGGACCAUGAAGAAGGGCUGCAGUAUUUCUGCGAGCCUCACUGCUCCCCCUUGUGUCCAGCCUGUGUAGUGCAGCAUAAGGCUUGUAAACCUGAGCUCUUGCUGCAUCGCUACAGGGCCAAUAAGGAAAAAAUCCAAGAGAGGAUUGCUGAAGUGAACAAAGAUAUCACAAUUAAAGAGCACGAGAUAAUGGAUUUGAAAAACGCUUAUCAGGAAUUCCAGAUCCUAGUCUGUGAUAUUAAAGAUAAUCUCACCCGAGACUUCAGAGAGAUGAGGGAUUAUAUCGAGAAGCAGGAGCGGGCAUCCUUUUGGAGAAUUCAGAUGGAGCGAGACAGAGCACAGAAGGGCAUUCUGGGAGCUAUCCAGCCCCUCACUGUCCAGAUUGAGGAACUGAAGAAACUCAAAGCAGAUCUGGAGGACAAUCUACAAAAUAACUGGAUGGAAGUGCUGACGGACACAAAGGAAAGCGAUAUCAGCCAAAGAGCAUCUCCUGCAACUUGGCAUACAUCGAUAUUUGAUGAAAACAGGAUUAUAGACACGACCCUUGUGAUAUCGGAAAUUAAACAAAGUCUCCUUGCUCACGGUCUUCUAGAACAACGUCCCUGUCCACCAAAACAAGUGUUUGAAGAAACAAUUGGAUCCCAGACAGUUCCAUCUACUGGGACAGGGCACCCGGCAGUAAACGCGCCACCGGAGACGGGGGACCAGGCAGUAAAUGCGCCACUGGUCACGGGGGACCCGGCAGUAAACGCGCCACUGGAGACGGGGGACCCGGCAGUAAACGCGCCACUGGUCACGGGGGACCCGGCAGUAAACGCGCCACUGGAGACGGGGGACCCGGCAGUAAACACGCCACUGGAGACGGGGGACCCGGCAGUAAACGCGCCACUGGAGACGGGGUACCCGGCAGUAAACGCGCCACUGGAGACGGGGGACUUGGCAGUAAACGCGCCACUGGACACAGGGUACCGUAACCUUCUGCAGUGGGCACAGAACUUAUCCUUUGAUCGCGAGACUGUCCAUAACCGCUUGUCUCUGUUACAAAAUUCCAAGACGGUGAUUGUGACCGGCACGGUGAAUAAGCACCCCAAACACUCCCGGAGAUUUACCUGCAGUCAGGUGCUGUGCUGUGAAGGCUUCUCUGCCGGCUGCCACUACUGGGAGAUUAACACCAAGGACAGCAACUCCUGGGCCAUCGCGGCUGCAGCCAAAGAGAUGGGCAUUGAAGACAAAUUGGGUCGAAAUGGCUGCUCGUGGUGUGUGGAAUGGAACAAGGAGCACCUGUCCACGUGGCACGCUAACGAGGCUAUCAUUAUCCCCCAUGGAAAGCCGGACACAGUGGGAGUCUUCCUCGACUGUGGAGAGAGGGUGAUCACGUUUUAUUCGGUGCAGGAGGCGGCCGUGACUCUGCUUCACUCUUACAGACUGGAUUUCCAGACCGAAAUCUUCCCCGCCGUUUGGCUGUUUGGCUUAAAAGCAGGAAAUUCUUUAACGAUAAAAGAUUUAAGAAGGCUUUAGAUUGUUAGCUCUUUGGUUCAGGGUUGUCAUUUAACACAUAUAUGUUAUCCUCUACUUUUCUUUAUGAAUAAAGUCAUUAUCUACUCCCUAGACAA